AUGGCGACGGACAGGAUCCGAGUUGUCCGGGAGGAGCAGGAGGAGGAGGAGGAGGAGGAGAGGAAGGAGGAGGCGCAGUCGGAGCUCCCGACGCGCAGUCAGAGCCACGUCCAAUUCCCGCCCCGCCUUCUGGUGCACACGCGCAGCCUCAGCCACACGCACUUCGGCGCGCCCUCCCAGAAGAAGCGCACCUGCCGCCUCACCCACAGCCUCUCCGCCAUGGCCCGAAAGGAGAACGGCGCCCAGGGGGGCUUGGCUGCGGCGGGGAAGAUGCUCAAGCCCACCGAGACGCUGUUAGUCGCUAAAGUCCCCCAGCAGACCGAGCUGAGUCAGAAGCUGACGGUGUGCAACAAGCUGUGUUUCGCCAUCGGAGGAGUCCCCAAAGAGGUUGCAGCCAGCGCCACCGCCUUCUUCCUGCAGAUCUACCUGCUGGACGUCGCCCAGGUGAGGCGGAAUGCCAAACGCGCCGUCUUUAAGACGAGGCUUCCAUACCGGUGAAAAUGUGCCCCCGCGCAGAUCAACGCCUUCCAGGCCUCGAUGGUGCUGUUUGUCGGCAAGGCCUGGGGGGCCGUGGUGGAUCCUGUGGUGGGCUUCUUCAUCAACAAGACCAAGUGGACCAGGAUCGGAAGACUCAUGCCCUGGAUGCUGGGGUGUACGCCGUUCUUGGUGGUGUCCUACUUCUACCUCUGGUACGUGCCCCCCUUCGUUACCGGGAGGUUCGUGUGGUACCUCGGCUUCUACUGCCUCUACCAGACCCUCAUCACGUGCUACCAUGUGCCUUAUUCCGCUCUCACCAUGUUCCUGAGCACGGACCAGCGGGAGCGCGACUCUGCCACCGCCUACCGGAUGACUCUGGAGGUGUUGGGCACCCUGGCCGGAGCCGCCAUCCAGGGCCAGAUCGUGGCCAGCGCCCACAGACUCAAACACUGCCAGGGACCCAACGGCACCACCGGUGCCAUCAACAACAGCGGGGGGGCCGAGGUGGUCCGCAGUUUGGUGCGCUCAGAGGAAUACCUGUCACAUGCUAAAGAAGUUUACAUGAUCGCUGCUGGUGUCAUCGGGGGGAUCUUCCUGGUCUGCACUGUGGUCAUGUUCCUCGGGGUCAAGGAGAAAGACGAUCCGUACGCGCCAAAGACGGAGAAGCAGAUUCCGUUCCACCGCGGCUUCGUCAUGGUGAUGCGUCACGGUCCUUACCUCAUCCUCACCGCCGCAUUCCUCUUCAUCUUGGUGGCCAUUCAGCUGGUGCAGAACAACUUUGUCCUAUUCUGCACGUAUGCGGCCGACCUGAGGGAACACUUUCAAAACAUUGUGCUGACCAUCCUGGUAUCCGCAGUGGUGAGCAUCCCUCUGUGGCAGUGGUUCUUGCAGAGGUUCGGGAAGAAGACGGCAGCUUUUUGCGGCAUCACGUGGAUCAUGCCCUUCACAAUGAUGCUGGUGUUCAUCCCCAACGUGGUGGUGGCGUACGUGGUGGCGGUUUCCUCCGGACUCAGCGUGGCCGCCUCGCUCCUCCUCCCCUGGUCGAUGCUUCCCGACGUGGUGGACGACUUUCGGCUGGCCAACCCCUACUGCAAAGGCCACGAGGCCAUCUUCUACUCCUUUUACGUCUUCUUCACCAAGUUCGCCGCCGCCGUGUCUCUGGGCGUGUCCACCCUGUGCCUGGAGUUCGCGGGGUACGAAAACGGUGCCUGCAAGCAGCCCGCCCCCGUGGUGUACACGCUCAAGCUGCUCAUCGGCGCCGCCCCGGUGGCCUUCAUCAUCACGGGCCUCAUGAUCCUGCUCCUGUACCCCAUCACGGAAAAAGUGCGACUGCGCAAUAAACUGCACUUGGAAGAGCUGCGGAAACAAAGCAGCGUCUCCAGAAAUUCAGACGACUUGGGCGUGAUGUGACGUGGGGAAAAAUAUUCCGGUCGCGGGAUUUGUGUUCCAGCGGUGCACGCUGGGAAAUUGGUGGCAAUUGGUGUAUAUUACACUGGGACUUCAUUUGUUUUUUAAAGUGAACAUUUUUCGUUUCAACGCGUACUGUACGGCCGUGAUAUCGUCUGAGUAUUCAUACAAAUGAAUGUAUAUCAGGGUUUUAUUUUUUUUCUUCCCCCUCCUCUUUCAUUGCUGUGUCAAGUUGCUCUGCAACACCUUAUUUAUUAUUUAUGAAUCAUGUGCGGGGUAAGACGACACGGUAGGUAGGGCUUGUUGCGUUGCUUUGCCGAGGAAGUGACAUGAGGACAGUCAAGAGAAAAGCCACAAAGCUACGAAAAAAUAAUGUCGAUUAUUUAAAAAAAAAAAUGGAAUGACCCGUGCAACGUAUUUCCUUCUCUGUGCGUGUUGCUCCCUCUAGCUGUAGGAUGUGGUAUUAAACCCGUUCAAAGGGGAAAUUAUGUGCAAUCCUGACUUUUUUUUUUCUUCUCCUCCAUUUUAUUUAAUUUCCGUCAGUUGACGAACAAUCAGCGUGGAGUUAUGACAUAUUUGGUGCCGAGACGAUCAGACAUUGUGGUGUACAUGUGUCGGAUGGGGGGCCAUUGAGAUUGUGUAUUUGCCAAUGUGAUGAUUAAUCUGAUCUCAGC
This is a messenger RNA of Syngnathoides biaculeatus (alligator pipefish), 2558 nucleotides long. It is a transcript of the gene mfsd2b, whose product is annotated as MFSD2 lysolipid transporter B, sphingolipid. The record is from RefSeq and is a predicted model, not a curated record. Gene Ontology annotation, molecular function: symporter activity; sphingolipid intramembrane carrier activity. Gene Ontology annotation, biological process: carbohydrate transport. NCBI's taxonomy places the organism in Eukaryota, Metazoa, Chordata, Actinopteri, Syngnathiformes, Syngnathidae. Gene Ontology annotation, cellular component: membrane. The transcript is spliced from 13 exons.